This is a messenger RNA of Vollenhovia emeryi, 779 nucleotides long. RefSeq lists its product as uncharacterized. NCBI's taxonomy places the organism in Eukaryota, Metazoa, Arthropoda, Insecta, Hymenoptera, Formicidae. Bases 47 to 358 code for a protein of 103 amino acids. The record is from RefSeq and is a predicted model, not a curated record. The transcript is spliced from 2 exons.
UGCAUUCCGAGUGAUUGCACAAUCGUGAUUAAAAAAAAAAGGACGAAUGCACGAUAUUGUCCGUUGCGGCAGUACCGAUAGAUCGCUUCGCGCACAAAGGAACUGUAUAAUGUACUAUGUCAUAAAUAACUCAAGCGAUAAGCCGCUCUUCGAUUUUCACUAUCUCGUACUGUUCGUGAUCUCUUCACGAUCACUAGAUCAUGACGAUACCAACGAUUACGAUUCGCCCGAUAAUCACCAGUCGCGACUAGCGUGGUCCGAUGGUACAAGUAACUUUACGCACUCCACAACUGCUACGUAUACACUGGAAAUCUUUGCGUUAAGUCACAAUUUACAAACUUGUUCCAUUACAACGUAGAAGAAGCAAGGAAAUAUGUAAAUCGCCUAAUUAAAUUCGAUAGCUUCAAACUGGAUGAAGACACAUGUCCUACGCGCGAGAAACGUGUUUUGACACUUUGCGCAAUUCUGAAUAACAUUUUCACCGCUAAACAACUGGAAGCGAUCCAAGUUCCCAAUCGGACUCUGAGUUUAUAUUUACAAGUUGCACAUUUUUAUUUUUACUCUCGCCUUUCGUUGAAACAUUCGUUUACGCGUCGACCGAGCAUAUUUUUUCUUAAAUCUGUAUUUUGUAGAAAGAUACAGAGAUCUCUCUCUCUCUCUUUUUUAGCUAUUUCACAACUAGGCACGUGGUUUACUUUUCAAAAAUUUGUUUAUCGGAAACAAUAUAGAAAUCCGAUCUCCCAAGAAGACUUCAACGAUUCACGAGUCCUUUAAUCGCC